Molecule: messenger RNA, 1377 nt
Organism: Monopterus albus (swamp eel)
Lineage: Eukaryota; Metazoa; Chordata; Actinopteri; Synbranchiformes; Synbranchidae
Gene: srpx2
Product: sushi-repeat containing protein X-linked 2
Exons: 10
Coding region: 52-1377 (441 amino acids)
Biological process (GO): positive regulation of synapse assembly; positive regulation of cell migration involved in sprouting angiogenesis; cell-cell adhesion
Molecular function (GO): signaling receptor binding
Source: RefSeq, a predicted model, not a curated record
AAAAAAAAAAAAACUUCUUCCUCCCAGGAGCGUCAUCCCUGUGUUUCUGACAUGCGCCCCAGCAAAUCUGUCGUUGUGUUCAUUUUAUUCUUCACAGCUGGUUCUGGGACCAUAGUGAAUGACAGCUACAGCGACUUUACAGAAGAAGACAACACUCCUCAACUAGACUACAACAACCCACGCUGGUGUCGUUCUUUGAGUCUGACCAAUGGGGAGGUGACCUGCCACUCCACUCGAGGCAGAGCCUACAGGAGCUCGCUGGGCACCCACUGUGAGAUGAGCUGUGACCGAGGAUACCGAUUGAUAGGGAAGAGAUUGAUUCAGUGCCUUGCCAGCCGACUGUGGUCUGGGACUGCUCACUGCCGCAAAAUGCGUUGCUUUGUGCUGCCCCUCAUCCCACAUGGCAGAUACACAUGCACGCGUGGCUUUGUGGUGGACUCCAGGUGUGACUUCACCUGCAACCCCGGCUAUCGCAUCGAGGGGGAACACUCACGCACCUGUCAGCAUGGGGGAUCGUGGACCGGAGCACAGCCAGAUUGUUUAGAUACUGAUCCUCCAAAGAUCAAGUGCCCUCUGUCCAGAAUCAAGGUUGCUGAGCCUGGAAAACUCACUGCCAGGGUGACGUGGGACCCCCCUUCUGCCAGAGAUACUGCUGAUAAAUCACUUGAGGUAAUAUUAGUAGGCCAGGAGCCUGACACUGACUUUAAAGAGGGAGCAAACAUUAUCCAAUACAAAGUGUACGAUCAAGCCAGGAACAGAGCUACCUGCAAGUUUAUUGUACGUGUUGAGGUGAGAAGGUGUCCAGAGCUGUCUCCACCAAUGCAUGGCUCCCUCACCUGCUCCUCUGAUGGGAAUAACUACGGUGCAACAUGUGACUACCUCUGUGAUGGAGGAUAUGAACUCAGGGGGGUGUCUAGUCGUGUCUGCCAGUUCGACCGCAACUGGGACGGAAGCCCCGCUGAGUGUGUUGCGACAGAGAUUAAAUCAGAUGUAAAGACAGCCUCUGCUCUCCUGGAUCAGUUCUAUGAAAAGAGGAGGCUGCUGAUCGUGUCAGCCCCCAACAUAACUGAUCCGGACUACCAGCUGCAGAACAUCAUGAUACAGAAAUCAGACUGUGGAUUAGAGCUGAGACAUGUAACUGUGAUCGAGCUCCUGGGCUCCCCACCUCAUGAGACAGGCCACAUUAAGGACAGUCUGCUUAACUCUGAAGUCAUCGAGGUUUUGAGACAAGUAUUCAGAAUCUCCAGAACCUACUUCAGCAUGGUGCUGCUGGAUGAGCUCGGACUGGACCGGGAGCGCUUCAUUACCACAGCUUCCUGCGGAAUGAAGAGGAACGAGAUAGGCUCGAGCUCCACAGGGACUUGUGUGAUUAAAUAA